AUGGCGAGCAACGGAUCGCAAGCCGAGGACUUUCUGAAAGGACCUCUAUACAUAUAUGACCUUCCAUCGAAGCUCCUGUCAAAUCUAACGCCCAAAUCCUACGCCCAAGUCAUCGCCCCUUCAACCAUAGAUGUAGUAACUCCUAUCGCCACCGAAUCUCCUGAAAGGGACAUUAACACGAUCCCUACUUCAAACUCAUGUACACUUUGUCAAAUAUCUUUUCCGAGCGUGCAAGAGCGUCGUGACCACGCACGAUCGGACCAUCAUCGAUACAACGUCAAGGCACAACUGCGCGGCAAUCGAGUGUUGACCGAAUCUGAAUUUACGAAGGCAAUUGGAGAUAUAGAUGAGUCGAUAUCGGGUUCUGAGAGCUCCGAGUCGGAUGAAGAUGAAUUCGAACCCCAUCCAUCGGACUCAAACUUGGUUGCUCUGUUAAAAAAGCAGGCAAGAAUUUCACAAGAAGCGGAAAGGGAAGCCCCGCGGGAGAAGAGCGCCUUCAGCAGACAGCCCAUGAUAUGGUUUUCUAGCCCCGAUCUUCCUCCCAAUACAGCUGUUGGCGUAUACAAAGCGCUCUUUUCCAAUGAGGAACAGGACGAGCCGGAGCAUAUUGUGGACUCUUUGCGGAGGAAACAACUUGAGCCAAUCAGGCGAGUGAAUAAUGCAGAAAAUGUUGCUGCUACACAUAACGGUCCACAUAUUUUCAUGUGUAUGAUAGGUGGCGGCCACUUCGCCGCAAUGGUUAUUGCACUCGCUCCUGAGAUACAAAAGCGACACGGCGGCAUCGAGGAACGGCAGGCCAGAGUCCUCGCACACAAGACAUUCCAUCGCUACACGACACGCAGGAAGCAAGGUGGCUCGCAGUCAGCCAACGAUUCAGCCAAGGGUGCUGCGCAUUCAGCUGGUUCAAGUCUGCGAAGAUAUAAUGAAGCUGCACUGGAAAAUGAUAUUCGCACUCUCCUAAAGGAAUGGAGAUCUAUGAUUGACACGGCGCAACUUAUUUUUGUUCGUGCUACAGGGAACACCAAUCGAAGGACCUUGUUUGGUUCGUACGAAGGACAAGUACUCCGAAAUAACGACAUCAGGCUGAGAAACUUUCCAUUCAGCACUCGUCGCGCAACUCAGGCCGAAUUGAUGAGGUGCUUUAAGGAGCUUACCAAAGCGAAAGUCAGUCAGAUUGACGAAGCUGCGUUGGCAGCUGCGCAAAAUAAGCAACGUGAGGCGAGUGCAAAAGCUUCCAAGCCUAGUGCGCAGCCAAAGACACCAAAACUGUCGGAAGAAGAAGAAGCUGCAAUGUUGCAUACCUCACAGAUCCAGGCUCUCAUUCGCCGCUCCAAGGCUCCAGCUCUCUUAUCGUAUAUUUCAAACAAUGCCGUCCCUCCGUCAUUCAAGUUCUUUCCCACAGACGCACCUCAGAACUAUCACGCACCUACUCCGCUCCAUCUUGCCGCCAAUUCAGAUUCCCCUGCACUUGUGACAUCUCUUUUGACAAAAGCUAAAUUCGAUCCGACUGUAAAGAACGGCGAAGGGAAAACACCGUUUGAUCUUGCUGGAGACCGUGCUACUCGCGAUGCGUUCCGGGUUGCUAGGCAUGAGAUGGGUGAAUCAGCUUGGGAUUGGGAAGCGGCGCACGUGCCCUCGCCUGUAUCUCGAGCUGAGGUUAGUCAGCGUCAAGAACAGCAGAAAGAAGAAGCCGCAAAAGAAGAAGCUAGUCGUCGUAAAGCCGAGAUAGAACGAUUGAAGGCGGAAGAGACUGCCAGUGCUGCAGCACUUGACAAGCGGAAGAAUGCCGGCGGUAAAAAGCUGUCCUCGGUGGACAAGACGGCCGCAGAAAAGAGAGAAGAUGAAAUGCGUGGAAUGACCCCUGAAAUGAGAAUGAGACUAGAAAGGGAGCGCCGUGCUCGGGCUGCUGAGGAGAGGAUUCGUCGGAUGCAGAGGGUUCCGCAAUCGCCUCUUUUUUCCUCCGUAUGCAACUUCUGUAACCUCUCCCACUCUGGAGAGAUGGAUAUCCUUCAGUGUGUAGGAAAGCUGUGCCGGUGGGAUCCGAUAACGAAGCAGGUCUCAGAACCCCGGCCUAUCUCGGCCUAUCGCCCGUUUCUCGUUGGUCGAGAUCGGAAGACAUGCCAUUAUGUGCUUGACGAUGCCUGCGUGUCUAGCCUACACCUCCGGAUUUAUACCGUAGUUUACGACUUUGACAAUCCCCUGGAGGUUGCCCCUUUGGUUUACGCCCAAGAUAUGUCUACCAACGGGGCUUUCUGGAAUGGGCAGCGGAUUGACCGGAGAAACGGCGGUGCAGUUCUUCUCAGUGAUGGCGAUAUUCUCCGGUUAUCCUCCAACAGUUUCCUCGAGUUCAGAUCCGAAUACCAAUCUGAGAAGCCACUAACGUCUGUUCAAAAAGAGGAAGCAAAGGUUGUACUCUCGCAAUGUUUGUCUUAUUAUACUAACGACAGGCAGGAUUUUGCUGACGAGUAUUUGAUUACGGAUCGGAUACUAGGCGAAGGUAGUUUCGGACGGGUUCACAUGGCCGUCAGUCUCAACAGCACCAGUCAGGUCGCCUGUAAGGUUGUAACUCUUCGUGCGGUUAAGACGACUAGGAAAAGCGCAGAUACAAAUAUGUUUGAGUUACAGAAACGAGAAAUGUUCAUUCUCCAGAAGCUAUGUCACCCCAAUAUCAUUGGCGUUGAAAAAGUAAUCCUAACGGAAAAUUCUCUGUUUAUUUUCGAAGAGCUUAUCACUGCUGGGGACCUAUUCACUUUUAUCGCGAGCAAGGGUGACAAUAUAACGGAUUUUGACGCAGCUUGUAUUAUACGGCAGAUUCUGAUUGCCCUGAAUUAUUUGCAUGACAAAAACAUUGCCCACCGUGACCUCAAGCCAGAGAAUAUCCUCAUGACAUCUCAUGGAGUUCACUGUCGAGUCGUACUUGCAGACUUUGGCUGUGCACAAAUUAUGUCUUCUGGGAUGGAGCGGAUGUCCACAGUUGUCGGGACAUGGGACUACACUGCUCCGGAAGUAUACAAAGAAAUGAACCUAAGAGGUUAUACGAAAUCUGUCGAUCUCUGGUCAGUCGGCUGCAUCACAGUAGUUUUGCUGAUUGGGACACCCCCCUUCCCGUUUUCGGCUUCAGGAACCCCGGAUGAUGGCGAGCCCGGGGAUCUGAAAGAAGUAUUCAUGAACAUUAGGUGGGAUGAGGCAAGCACUUGGGCACAAAGCUUUGUUCUCUCUUUGCUAGUCCUCGAUGAAAGGAAGAGGUUGACCGUACGCGAGGCCCUGCAGCAUUCCUGGUUCACGAACGCACAAUACAAAUCGAAGUUGAAACAGAAUUACGAGAGAGCUGUCCGUGACUGGCGCCCACGGGUAACUAGACCACUUCAUAAGGAUGAGAAUUUCCUGCAGGCUGAUGCUCGUUUGGUGGACUCCACAAAAGGUGUUGAGCAAACUUUGUCAAAAUUGAAGCUUCCAGGCAGCAGAGUGUAUAAAACUACCUGCGAAAAGGAUACUGGGGAUAGGGAUAAUAGCAAGUUCUUUGACGCGAAAAUUUUGAGUCAUGAACAGGCUGUUAUGGGGGACUUUGGAGUCAUUGAUGCCCCAGGAUCGCACAGCACCCGUCGCUCUUUUAGUCCACGAGCAUGGAGCACACAAUUUACUGAAAGGCAACACUUGUUUUCCUCUAAUAUUCUCAACGUGAACCAAAAACCUCGCGCAUGGCCACCAGAAAAUGCCUGGGAACAAGCCCAAAGACCGUGGUUAUCUACUUCAAAGAAUGUAAAUGGCGACGGUAACAUCCCUACAGACAUAACGUUAUUGAUCUCGAAUCCUGUGGUGGGGAUAAAAAGACCUUUAGACGAGACGGUCUCCCAACCACAAGAAGAAGGAGAAGUCUACGAAGAAAUUGAGAACAAGAUUACUGGCAAGAAACAGCGAGUCUUAUAUCGAGAAAGGUAG
Talaromyces atroroseus is the source of this 3939-nucleotide messenger RNA. RefSeq lists its product as hypothetical. The record is from RefSeq and is a predicted model, not a curated record. Lineage: Eukaryota; Fungi; Ascomycota; Eurotiomycetes; Eurotiales; Trichocomaceae. The transcript is spliced from 7 exons. Gene Ontology annotation, biological process: protein phosphorylation. Bases 1 to 3939 code for a protein of 1312 amino acids. Gene Ontology annotation, molecular function: protein kinase activity; protein binding; ATP binding.